UUGAAACACCUGACCGGCCAGUGCGGCAUGGACUCGUGCGCCAGACACUUCUUUAAAUACAAGUAGCACGCGUAAACAAAACUUCCAAGAUUGAUUUCGCUCUCAAUAAAAAGCCUAUAAACAAGCUCAACGUACGGAAGGAAGACAAAAACAAACCCGUGUACCAUGUGCCUCGAGACCGAGAGACUGUCGCGGACGGUUGGAUGAAUUUAUGAAAAUCUCAUUCACGUGGAUACGAGCAAUAAGGAUAGACAAAAAUACCCAUAGAAAAAACUCAUUCUUGAGACUCGGAUAACUCGUAAGUGAACCAAUAAAAAAAAAGUGUCUUCGAAUCACCGGAAUGGGAUAUGAAAAAUAUCUCGAUCUUUCCUCGAUCGAUUAUUUUUAAUUUUAUCCAAAAUAUGGAUCGCGCGUGCCAACUUCUCGAAUAGAUACUCUCCCGUAUCAAUGCGGAGAAUUUUAGUGCGAUUCGUGACACGGUACUACAGCUGUAGUGGUACCCCAUCUUAGAAACCAGACAACGAGGAUGUAAGGAUAGGCCUAACCUAUAUCGAGCAUUCCGUCUCUUCAAGAUGCUGCUCCGUCGGCUCGUAUUUGUGAUUUCACUCGUGAUACUUGUUUAUGCCGAUGACGACACUACACCUGCGUACGAGGAGGACCUUCCGGUUGGGACCGGUGACUUCAUCCAUUCCGUCGAUACAGUUCCAGCUGUACCGUUCGGCAAGAACCGACAGGGUCGAAUGUCCCUACACGCAGAGUUGCCAACGUCAAAGGCUAAAAGGGAGCAGGAGCACAGAGAGAUACUAGCUGCCAAACGCCGACAGAUUUUAGGUCACAGAUUGAACGAGCAAUUGCGAUCCCUGAGGAAUCCAAGACCACGUGGUACAAUUCCCAAGGACAUCGGUGAAGUCCUGGAGAUGCAGGAAUCCCGUCAUGGCAUUUACGUGACAGUUCCUGAGGGGGUCGAAGUAGAAAUCGCCGUCGACGAAGAGGAUCCGGAACCGCUUGCUAGGAGCUUCAUAAAAACUGCGAGUAAUCGAAACGAAAGUAAAAAUACUAACGAUACGGGAAAGGAACCAAAAUUAAUCAAGCAGUUGUUAGAAUUGAAAAAUUUAUCCGUCAGUGGUUCGACCCAUGAUAACGAGAAGAAUGCGCGUGGCAAUUACUCGAGCACCAAUAGGAAUUCCUCGUUGGCUAUUACGAAUAACCAAAAGUCUCUGGAGCAUGACGCUCGCAGGAAGAACAUAGUGCCAAUGCCCGAUUCACUGUACAAUCACUUCAGACCGGUAGAGAGCAACAUUCCCAUUGAAGACAUGUCGCAAUUCCUUUACUUUGGUCAGAAAUUGCAUCCAGAGACGCAUAAUACAACGAGCAGCAAUUCCGUGGAAGUGAGGCCCACAGUACCAACUGUACCAAGCCCAAGAAGAAGAUUCUCCAUGAAGAGAAUGAGCGUUGCCACGAGUACGAUCAGCAGUACGAGUCCGGUGCCAAAAUUGGAGGAGAUAAUUAACGAGGAGAUGAAUAUCGCCGUGGAACAACAGACUGUUGAGAAAAAUAAAAUAUCAAAGCUCAAAAAUUCAUUCAGGAGUCACGGUAGCGGACUGUACUUCAGGAAGUCUCCCGUGAGACCUUCCGAUCCUACCAUAGUAUCGAACAUCAUUCCCAGUAAGGAUGUUGUCGGAAACGCGUCGAUCGCUACAAGAAAUUCAGAGAAGAGUGAAACCGAAAAGAAUUUAUUUCAAGCCGUGAACUCGUCCGCUCACGCAUUUCGGGAUCCGAUGAACAACUACGAGCCUGGAGGUGCAACCCACGCAGUUGAUUCAAUUGCGAGUACCACUGACACGACCCAGAUACGAAAGAAUGUCGAACCGACACAUACCGUACCAAGUGAAAAUUCAUCGAAAACCAUAUAUAAUUCCCCUUUGGGCAUAUCGAGCAUGGAGAACAACGUCAGUACAACCGAACAAAAACAGACGUCCAGAACAAUAGACAGAAAUAGAACAGAAGCAACGAGAGACAUGGUAGCUCAAUACACAGAGUAUUUAAGAGCUCGUACUAUUUUAAGAAAUACCAACAACAGUCAAACAAUGAACAACAAUGAGACAGUAGAGGAAACAUCUUCUUCGUCAACAGUACCGUCAGCAACAUUACGUAUCGUAGUACCAGAUUCGAGGAAGGACUCGAAAAGGAUGUCCAAGACGAACGAGACGUCAGAACCCGAAAAAGUCCCGUCGUCAAUCCCAUUAACUUCCGCUGGCUCAAAGCCUCCUGACGAUCCAAUAAAAUCGAAUAUCUCCUCGAGUAUAGUAAAGCCGAUUCCACCUGUUGCACCGGGAGCGCAACAACACGUGUACGCGUACACGAUAACUAACGUGACGCGACUAUUGCGCAACUACACCGGACCUGGGUUAAGCAAAGAAGACCAGCUCCGUGUGGUGAGCAGCGCCAAGAGCGGGCAGCAUCAGCAGAGGCACCAGCAGAGGCAGCAACAGCAGCAACAGACCAGCCCGAAGAUAAGGACCAGUACGAGUGGCUCCAUAGAAGCUGGCGUGCGUACCGGAGCUGAACUCAGUGCCGGUGCGGCUCUCGUUGGAGAUACAACUGUUGCGCUCACGGCCACGGGUAACGACGAAACAACAUUAACGGAUACGGAAACGCGUGUCGGGGGUCAUAGUUCGCGAAGGAAAAACAAAACCUCGGCUAGAGGCCACGGGAGACUGGAAGGCCACGUCGGGACGAUCAAUUUUCAAGAAGCUGAAAGGACACUCGUCAAAUCUGCCAGUGCCGUACUUAAUCAGAGAAGCUUCGUGCCGGAAGAGAACGAGCAUUCUGGAAGUAACGGGAAGUCAAUGACUGUUGAGAAUAAUAGGGUGGGGAUUAAAUCUAUUUUCAAGGGGCUUAUGGACACGAGGAAUUUUACCAAGGAUAAUUUUACUGGGGAUAAGAAUGAGAUGCGUGGUUUGGGUGCAACGACGAUUUUGGAAAGUGAAUACGCUAAGGGUGACGUUAUGGGUGCUCUUGAUGGGGUAAGUGAAACUGUUAUCAAAGGGGUGGGCAGUAGUAAGGUUUUUGACGAUGAGGAUGGGACCGAUACAAAGUUUACAAAAAUUGAUCGGCAGGAUGGAUUGGCCAAUUUUAAUGACAGUGAGACAUUGAAUGGCGACAGUGGUACCGGUGCUAGUCUUACUAUUAAAACUGUUAAUGUCACUAACGAACGGGAUGACACGAUGACAGUCACGGUGAUCAUGACAACGACAGAAAUGGAAAUUGAUAUGGAAACUGAAAUGUCUACUACGGAUCCCCCCAAAGAGAUAGUACAAACUGAGAUGCCUUCUGUAUUUCCUGUAACUCCAAAAAUGUUCACAGACGCCAAUAACAAUGACGAACCGCCGAUCACUGAGAAACCAUUAGAAGCCACGACGGAAAUUCCAAAAAAUAAUUCUGAUCCUAGUAGACCAUUCGGAGUAGCCGAGGAGUUAGAUCCUUCUGAAAUUCAAAAAAGGUAUAGAUCAUCGAACGGUGUACGUACGGAAACAACGAAUACGAUACUACCGGAUAUUCAAGAGACAACAACCGUAACGAUAACGAAGGAAUUACGUAAGCCAAUGAACGGCGAACGAUCGCCGGAAGUCAGAGGACGAAACCUGUCGGAUAAAACUAAAGAUAAAGAUGACGUACUUCCGAUAAUGCAUCUUUACAACACGACCGACAUAUUUAAUGGAAAUACUAGUAGGAGUAUGAAUACUAACGGAAGUGCAAUACCCCAUCUGGUACUUCCGGUUGAUACCGGAAGCGACGAAAAAAGGAGCAAUCAGGAUAAAGACGGUAACCUGAGGAUAACAAAAGAAAUGCAAGAGCAGGAAGAAACGGAAGUUGAAAAAGUCAAAGUUGAAGAAGAAAAGGAAAUAAUAACAAGAGGAGAAACCACAGCCACAGAUCCAACACUCGAUCCAUCCUUAACAAAAAGGACGAAUAACAGUGAUUCUCUAUCAAGUGAUAAAACGACAGAGUUCCCGGAAGUUCUGAGCACUGCGAGAAGGGAAAGACCGGAAGUCAAUCGUGAAGUUUCGCAGGAUUCCACGCACCAUUCAAAUAACACGAGAAUUGCCAAUUCGACACAUGGUGGACAAAAUGGCAACAGACACAGAGUCAGGACGAAUUAUUAUCCAAACCUACAAGCGUAUCCAUCAGCUGACAUGAACAGGAGCUAUUUUGAAGCCGGAAUGAUCACCGGAAGUCCGCGUGAAUCCGUCAACAUCAGUGAAGUGAUAUCAAAGAGACACGAUGGCGAUACUAUUGCAACCCAAGAUACGGUCACUGUAGUUAGCUACAUUUUGGCAACGCUUCUAGUUUUCCCAUUAGCCUUGGGCUUCGGACUAAUUUUGAGAAGACUGAUCAUUAGGAAACGUAAGGUGCUCGAGGAGUCCGACACGUCCUCGGAAAUAAGUUGCAGAAAAGAUGCGCUCAAUCUCGAGAAUGGCGACUUCAAAACGACCAUUGAGAAAACGAUAACGAAACUUCCAAGGAUACAACAUUUGUGCCACGAAGCCGAGAAACCGCCGCCGCCACCGUCUCAGGAAUCUAGAUGGGAAUUCCCCAGGGACAAGCUCAGACUGCAGACGGUUCUUGGCCAAGGAAACUUUGGUCAGGUUUGGAAAGCAGAGGCUGACGAUUUGACAGGUCAUCAGGGCACUACGAGGUUGGUAGCCGUGAAAACAGUUAAGGAAGGUGCUUCGGCAAGGGAAAAAGAAGAUCUGGUACGAGAAUUGGAGAUAAUGCAACAACUGGGAAAUCAUCCUAACGUCGUCACAUUGCUGGGAUGCUGUACGGAUGAAGAACCCCAUUAUCUUAUCUUGGAAUACGUGAUGUACGGAAAACUUCUGGCUUAUCUGAGGGAUCAUCGUACGCGUCAGGAUUUUUAUAAUUUUAGCGAAGACUCUGCAGCACUGACCUCCAGGGAUCUUACGGUUUUUGGAUAUUGCGUAGCACGUGGCAUGGAAUAUCUGUCUUCGAAAAAGAUAAUUCAUAGAGAUCUUGCAGCCAGAAACGUUCUAGUGGAUCAUAACAAGCUCUGCAAGAUUGCCGAUUUUGGAAUGUCAAGGUUCGCAAACGAGGACGGCGAGGUCAUCGAAGCCAGACAUGGCAGAAAUGCUUUGCCGAUACGAUGGAUGGCGCCGGAGUCACUCAUAUAUUCUCUAUUCACAACAAAAACCGACGUCUGGUCCUUUGGGAUCCUAAUGUGGGAAAUCGUGACGCUCGGAUCUACACCCUAUCCGGAUAUGACUGCGAGGGAAGUCAUGAGGAACGUUCAAAAUGGAUACAGACUCGAGAGACCGUCUCAUUGCAGAAGCGAACUCUUCAGGGUGAUCUCCAGGUGUUGGCAAGCUGAUCCUGAUCGACGUCCGGAGUUCCAAACGCUCAGACGAGACCUCGCCCAACUUCUCGAAGACAAUAUGAACGGACAUUACGUAGAUCUCGAGAGUUUUGCCUCGGAGUGUACCGACUGAACGCCUUUGAUCUGUAGAAAGUAAUCAUGAAGAUAAAUACAAACGUGGAUUCUUUCACAAUGCAGGCACUGAGGAGAAGGGAUUGGAUUUUCAGGACGAAGACAUUUGAUAAAAUGCACAAAAUAGAAUGAGGAAGUGAGAUUCGCGUGAGAGUAUCGAUGCGCGCAUGCGCAAACGACAUCUUCGUCAGAAGGUGCUUCCUCUCAAUACUUGUAACCAGUGCCGACAGCGAAGCACGAUUGAAAGAAAAGAGAGAAGAAGAAAGACAAGAGCAAACCCUUCGGAAAAUGAAAGUACUUCCACUGAAAAUGGUGGAUACGUAUUUCCUAAUGGAAAUAUGUAUUAACAGUUAAUUCUUCUUUUUCUUCGGUAAAUACGGUGGCGCCAACCACGUGUCGCGAAUCUCUACAAAGUAUUUUCAUUAGUAUUAUUAUAAGUAGCAUUUCCUGGUGAUAUAGACGCCAUUUAGUUUUGCGCACACGUGUACUGGUCCUCUCGAAUAGAGUCGCGAAGCGCCUGUAAAUAAUAAUAUGUAAACUUUGCGAAAAGUCCCUAUACGAAUCUAUAUUAUAAUAUCGCCGCCAAUCAAAAGCACAAAAAAAUAUAUAAACUCGCAUUACGCUCUCCUCGCCCAAUUUUUUUUUACAUGGUAAUACUUAUCAGACAUAAUCGUCCUUGUGUUUUAGAACCUUUAGUACUUGUAUCAUUUGUAGCGUUUUAUUAUUUUUUUUUUAUAUAUAUAUUAUUAUUAUUGUCAUAUCUGGUACAGAUCGUACUGCUUUUUUUUUUAAUUAAUCUUAAUCAUUCUAGUCUUUCGACAUGUUUGGGGCGGCGAUUGGUUCACAUCAAAUCACGAAAUCCCACGAAUUUUAAAUUAAAUCGGAAAGUACUCGCGGAUGCGUGCGCGUACGCAAGUGCGUGUAAUAGACGCACGGAAAAUUGGCUCACCAUUGUGAUAUACUAUAUACGAUACGCGUGUGUAGACGUAUAAUAUAAGGAAAUAAAGUUAUUCAUUUUAUGAUGUAGCAUAGGUGAUUUCAUGAAAUUUGACGAAGUUUUAUUCUUACGGAUUAAAGCCGGUUGUAGCCCCACGUCUGUCAAUUUAUAUUAUUUUAUUAAGUCCGUGCGAUUGUAAGUGCGUAAUCGCAAAACGUCAUUCUAAGCCACGUACGUAUCUCGACGAGCGACGUCUGUGUAAUAUGCAAUAAUUAUAACAUUGCAUAGGCAUUGCGUAAAGAAGCGUUACGCGAAGAAAAAAAAAACAUAAACAAAGAAAUAUAUAGAAAUAUAGCGGCCUGUAUCGUCCAUUUUGUAUAACCGCAUUAUUUCGCAUAUGAAAAAUUUAUGAAAAAAUAUACAGUUAUACAGAUAUUACACGAAACUGUACUUAGACUCCAAUUAAUACUUUAUUACGGAAUCUCUUUAUCCCCCAUCCUAACCAUUUUUUGUCAGUAAAUGUUAUUGUAUUUUUA
Messenger RNA from Cephus cinctus (wheat stem sawfly), 6979 nucleotides. RefSeq lists its product as uncharacterized. Gene Ontology annotation, molecular function: transmembrane receptor protein tyrosine kinase activity; ATP binding. The record is from RefSeq and is a predicted model, not a curated record. The coding region runs from base 573 to 5507 and encodes 1644 amino acids. Gene Ontology annotation, biological process: positive regulation of kinase activity; cell surface receptor protein tyrosine kinase signaling pathway; protein phosphorylation. Gene Ontology annotation, cellular component: signaling receptor complex. NCBI's taxonomy places the organism in Eukaryota, Metazoa, Arthropoda, Insecta, Hymenoptera, Cephidae. The transcript is spliced from 9 exons.